AUGAAAAACAAAAAUAUUAAUCCAGAAGUUGAUGAAGAAAAACAUUUUGAAGCCUACAACAGUAUCAGUCCUACGACGUGGACAAAAUCGGAUCCAUUGCACUUCAUCUCAGCGGUGGAGUACGGAAAUGAAAUGAUUUUUCUGCUUUCAUUCACCAGCGAGAGUGAAAAUACACGGAAAUAUAUCCAUCGCGAACUUGUAUCGUGUUUUAGAUUGGAAAAAGGUUCGUUUGAUGAGAGCAAGUGUCAAGAUAUAUUAAACACAAUGAAGAGAUUGGAUCAGUCUUAUAGUGGUGGGUUAUACACAGAUUUCCAUUCCCGGAUCACAAGCAUGUCGUUCACGUCGAUUAAGCCGGCUAGCCUCGAGGAUGUAGCAGUAGCUGUCAGGGAUUUCUUCCAGCAGACUUGGAUGAAUAACGAGGAGAAUACGCCGCUUGGUUGUGACGUCACAACGAUAACAGCAGAUACAACAAAACCGCACAUCAACCCGAGCCAAGAAACAGACAGAAGGUCAAAGCUAUUCCCCUUGCGAAUAACGCUUCAAAGUGUUGUUAAAGAAAGAAGACCUGUCAAAUCAGUAAAAGAACAAUCUGUGGAAAAACAAAACUACGAGCUCUACAAGACGCUGCUCGCUAUCGAUGAGGAAUAUAAAGAGCUUACUGAUUUCUUUGCUAAAGAAGAAUUCAAAGAUCUCGUCAACCAAGCAGAAAAAGAUACAAAAAAGGCUACAAUUUCCAAGCAGAAAGAGGAAGCGCUGAACGUUAUCCGACAAAGUAUUCUGACAUAUACUACAGAAGACACGGAACAAAAAAUAGGCGUGAUUAACGCAAAAGAAAAAGGCUUGACGCAAGCGUAUAUCAAGAGCAAAAUGUUUGUGCCACCUGGAGAGGAUCUGAAUUUGAUUUUGAUCGGCAAGACUGGGCAUGGGAAAAGCUGGACGCUGAAUUCAAUUAAGAACAUAAAUCAAUCAAACGCAACAGCAGCUACGUUUACUACAGUGUCUAGCACUACAGAAGCCUCCAAACAAAGCGUGUCUAUCGAUACACGUGUGAUCACAGUUAUUGAUACCGUUGGAGUAUUCAACACAGAGCUUGAUGAGUUGGGUAUUUACGCUGAUGCGUGUAGGAAGAUAACUGAAGGUGUGCUUUUAUGCGGCUCAAGUUUUUCUCUGGUGCUGGUGUACAAAUACGGCUCUAAAUUAACCAAUGAAGAGAAAGAGGCUAUUUCUUUGCUGAAAACCAUUCUGGGAAAAGAUGCUUUAGCUAACCAUGCUGUUUUACUCGUUACUAACGGUGAUGGUUUUAAAGCAGACCGUCUAGGCACAUUUGAUGAAUGGUUAAGAACAGAAGCUGCUGAAAAGGCUGGGUUUAAAUAUUUGUUGAAUGAAUGCGGGAACAGAUAUGUCUUAUUUGAUAACAAAACAAGUAACGGAGAUAUACUGAAAGCACAAUGCAUAUCUUUGGUAAAACAAUUAGAACAGUUAUCCAGACAGCCAUACAGUGGAGCCGCAUUUCAAAAUGCAUUAGCUCAAAGAGCUGAGUUAAUUAAACAAAAACCCGUAUUUCUGGAUUGCGCCGAUGAUAUAAUGAAUUACUUUGAAAACCAAUUUGUUUCGGGCUCACAAGUCGAUGAAAACAUGAAGAAAAAAAUUAAAAACUUGCUCGUAUUGCUGAGCCAGAAAUCACAAGAUGCUAAAUUGCAGCGACUCUGCGAUAUUUUAAAAAUUAUUAAUAACCAACUAGAUCUAAAACAAAUUCCCCAUGCUAAAAGUGUUGAAAAAUUAAUAGAAGCAGUCAAAGAAAACUCAAAGCGCUAUCAAGACAUGCAAAAUCGAUUUAGAAAGUCGAUGUAUAGUUCAUUUUCGCAGAGAUGUGCCAUCUUAUAA
Molecule: messenger RNA, 1884 nt
Organism: Physella acuta
Lineage: Eukaryota; Metazoa; Mollusca; Gastropoda; Physidae
Molecular function (GO): GTP binding
Source: RefSeq, a predicted model, not a curated record